Messenger RNA from Drosophila miranda, 1604 nucleotides. Its product is annotated as putative gustatory receptor 28b. Bases 788 to 1576 code for a protein of 262 amino acids. The transcript has 2 exons. Lineage: Eukaryota; Metazoa; Arthropoda; Insecta; Diptera; Drosophilidae. The record is from RefSeq and is a predicted model, not a curated record. Gene Ontology annotation, cellular component: membrane. Gene Ontology annotation, biological process: sensory perception of taste.
AGUAGGCAGCGGGUCCGAAAGCGUAAAGAUAGAAUUGAAACACCGAGCGUGCCCGCUCCAUAAAAAAAACACCGCCAUAGAAAUGGGGUUUGGGGUCUCAUGCAUCAUCUUGGAAAUUGUAUAGUCGUUGGUUGGACUUAUCGCUUAAAGUAUAUGAAGCUAUGCUAUUUCUGUCAUCAUAUUCCACCUGUCAAUCAGACUAUAGUCUUAACUAACCUAUGCCCAUGAGAAACCCUGUGCGAAGCAAAUUGAAAGAAGAAAUCUGAUCAGCUUAUGCUAGCCCAGCCCCCUAGUACACUCGUGGAUAGUUGAAGUGUGACCAGAUAUGCGAUUACCCGAGUGUCACACGAUAAUGAAGAUAAUGAAUUGCCCGUCACGAAGCGCACAUAGACAGACAACACACAUGCUGGCUGGCUGGCAGCUUUCAUUCUGGCCUAGCAAAUGAAUAAAAUUCAAGGCGUCGUCGCCUUGGCCAUGUUCUCUUCCAACAAGGACACGGACUCCCACACAGGGACACUUGUUGCUGCCGCCCUGCCCUGCCCUGCCACUGGCUGUUGCAAAUCCCAGGCAACAUCAUAAUGAGCUUCUGGCUGGGCAUAACUUCCGCCUGCCGGCAUUUGUUUUUAUUUUCGCCACAGCUCCUUCCACCACUCGUACGCAUCGUUUGCUCGUUUAAAUUCUUCGUAGGACAUCGUUAUCCAUUUGUGAGCCAGUUCGCAUUGACACUUUCACCCGGACGGUUGUGAACGCUCCCUGCUGUUGGCUGUUCUGUUUCCCCCUGAUAGUCAUGUCCACUGCGCUACGUCGGGUGCGCAAGUACUUCAUCUCAUCACAGGUCUAUGAGGCACUACGUCCGUUGUUCUUCCUCACAUUUCUGUACGGACUGACGCCGUUCCAUGUGGUCCGUCGGAAGAUGGGGGAAUCCUAUCUGAAGAUGUCCUGCUUUGGCGUAUUCAAUAUCUUCAUCUACAUAUGCUUGUGCGGCUUCUGUUACAUCUCAUCGUUGCGGCAGGGCGAGUCCAUUGUGGGCUACUUCUUUCGCACGGAAAUCUCCACCAUCGGCGAUCGUUUGCAGAUCUUCAAUGGCCUGAUUGCCGGAGCUGUGAUCUACACUUCGGCCAUCCUGAAACGUUGCAAGCUGCUGGGAACCCUGACGAUCCUUCACAGUCUCGAUACGAACUUCUCCAAUAUUGGGGUGCGCGUCAAGUAUUCCCGUAUCUUCCGAUAUUCGAUACUGGUGCUGGUCUUCAAGCUCCUCAUUUUGGGUGUGUAUUUUGUGGGCGUGUUCCGGCUGCUCGUCUCCCUCGAUGUGACGCCCUCGUUUUGUGUCUGUAUGACAUUCUUCCUGCAACAUUCAGUUGUUUCUAUCGCGAUUUGCUUGUUCUGCGUGAUUGCCUUCAGCUUCGAGCGUCGUCUCAGUAUCAUCAAUCAGGUGAGUGUGAGGGGGCGAGUGCCUCUGGUAAAUAUUUACCCGCAAAAAGCCACAAAAAGCAGGUGCAGACAGCGUGACUGUCCGAGGGUAAUCGCUUUUACCAUCACGUCGCUUUAUUGCUCGUGCCCCAAUGAAGUGAAGUGAAAAUUAAUUUAUGUAAAUCCAGGGAAAC